Messenger RNA from Cooperia oncophora, 294 nucleotides. NCBI's taxonomy places the organism in Eukaryota, Metazoa, Nematoda, Chromadorea, Rhabditida, Trichostrongylidae. The record is from the annotation of a GenBank genome assembly.
AUGUUGGAUCUAUCUCAUAACAAGCUAAGGAGCCUUCCGGCAGAGUUGGGUGAUAUGAUAUCGCUCUGCCACCUCUAUCUUAACCACAAUCAACUCCGAGUUUUACCAUACGAGCUUGGAAAGCUUUUUAGGAUACAAACAUUGGGUCUCCAAGGGAAUCCUUUGUCUCCUGAGAUCAAUAAGAUUUAUCACGAAAGCAAUGGAUCCCACAAAUUACUGCAUUUCCUUCACGAUCAUUUAGCAACCGUUCUGACAAUGAUCUCAAAGCUUACUCGAGUAAUCCAUAACGCUUGA